Messenger RNA from Cydia strobilella, 1008 nucleotides. RefSeq names its product malate dehydrogenase-like. Gene Ontology annotation, molecular function: L-malate dehydrogenase (NAD+) activity. The transcript has a single exon. Bases 1 to 1008 code for a protein of 335 amino acids. NCBI's taxonomy places the organism in Eukaryota, Metazoa, Arthropoda, Insecta, Lepidoptera, Tortricidae. Gene Ontology annotation, cellular component: cytoplasm. Gene Ontology annotation, biological process: carboxylic acid metabolic process. The record is from RefSeq and is a predicted model, not a curated record.
AUGUUGGUCACAAGGAAAUUUUCCAAUAUUUUAACACCGAGGACUAUUAAUUCGAGCGUGAGAUCGUUCCAAGUGUGCGUGAUGGGCGGCGCGAGCGAGAUCGGGCAAGCCGUCAGCCUGAUGUUGCGCACCGAGCCCGCCGUCAGCAGGCUGGUGAUCCACGACACGUGGGAGACGGCGCCGGGGGUCGUCAUAGAGCUCUCGCACAUUCCCGCCAACUCCACACUGAAGGGCUACGUGGGAGAGGCGACGAUGAAGCGAGCGCUGGACGGCAGCGACUUGGUACUUUUAGUCGGAGGCCCGCUCAAGACUCCCGGCGUGUCCGACAAAGCGUGUCUGGACGCCAACACGGAAUUCGUAAAAACGGUAUCGGCAGAGAUCGGCAGACUGCCUAAAAUGCCAUUCGUGGGAGUCGUCGCCGAGCCGAUCAACUCGCUCGUGCCGAUGGCCGCGGAAUUAAUGAGAAACGUAGGCACGUUCGACGGCAGGAAACUGUUCGGCGUCACUACGAUAGAUUGGAUCAGAGCCCAGACGCUGUUCGGGACGCACCACGGCAUGCCACCCGAGGAUUGCUUCGUGCCCGUCAUCUGCGGGCACUCCGAUAAAACCACCGUGCCUCUCGUUUCGCAGGCCAGACCGGGAACGAAUAUGACGGAUACGGAGAUACAGAAGUUUGUAAGUCAAGUACGAAGGUACGAUGAGAUCGUGACGCUCGCGAAGCACGGCAGGUCGCCGUCGGUGUCGGUGGCGCACGGCGUGCACGUGUUCGCGCGCGCGGCGCUGGCGGCGCUGGGCGGCCGGGACGCGCACGUGCACGCUUACAUCGAGAACAACGACUUGGGAACAUCAUACUUUUCCGGUUUAGUGCAAAUCGAUUCGAACGGUGUGAAAGAGAUGACGAGAUAUACCGACGAUAUCUCCGAAUACGAGUGUCAGAUACUAGAAGAAGCUCUGGCUCAAUUGAGGAAAGAUGUCGCUAUGGGGAAGAAAAUAUUAGAAGUGGAUUGA